This is a messenger RNA of Trifolium pratense (red clover), 628 nucleotides long. RefSeq names its product LOB domain-containing protein 19-like. Lineage: Eukaryota; Viridiplantae; Streptophyta; Magnoliopsida; Fabales; Fabaceae. The coding region runs from base 38 to 628 and encodes 196 amino acids. The transcript has 2 exons. Gene Ontology annotation, biological process: hormone-mediated signaling pathway; positive regulation of DNA-templated transcription. The record is from RefSeq and is a predicted model, not a curated record. Gene Ontology annotation, cellular component: nucleus.
ACUCAUUUAGAACUUCUAGAAAGAAAGAGAGAAAUUAAUGGAUUUGAGAUAUGGUGGUAGAGAUGGUGGUGAUGGACCUUGUGGUGCUUGUAAGUUUCUAAGGAGAAAAUGUGUGAAAGGUUGUUGCAUAUUUGCACCAUAUUUUGAGUCAUCAGGACAAGGAAGUGCUCAUUUUGCAGCAGUUCAUAAGGUGUUUGGUGCUAGCAAUGCAGCUAAGUUACUGAUGCGGAUUCCAGUUCAUAAACGUCUUGAUGCUGUUGUUACUCUUUGUUAUGAGGCUCUUGCUAGAGCUACUGAUCCUGUUUAUGGUUGUGUUGCUCACAUCUUUGCUCUUCAACAACAGGUUGUGGAGUUGCAAGCAGAGUUAGCUUAUGUACAAGCCCGUCUUUCAAUAUUGAAUCGCAUAUCUCAAGAACCUCAAUUUCAACAACCUCAGAACUCUUCAAUAUCCCCAACAAUGCAUUCCUCAUCACUUCAUCAUUUGUCAUCAAACAAUGAAACUUCUUACAUGUCCAUGCAAAAUCAUCAUCCAAUACCUUUUGAAUUAAGCAACUUUCACAAUAAUCCAUCAUACUAUUCCUAUCAUCAACAACUCAAUGACCAAGAACUCCAAGCUAAUUUGCCAUGA